This is a messenger RNA of Lytechinus pictus (painted urchin), 5205 nucleotides long. RefSeq lists its product as uncharacterized. Bases 184 to 1086 code for a protein of 300 amino acids. NCBI's taxonomy places the organism in Eukaryota, Metazoa, Echinodermata, Echinoidea, Temnopleuroida, Toxopneustidae. The transcript has 4 exons. The record is from RefSeq and is a predicted model, not a curated record.
ACGUUGGAUACUUGGGCAUUCGUUGGAUUACAAACGUACACCAUUCUGCUUUUGGGAGUUUUAGCGGGAUUUCAAACAAGUUUCGCCGCGCCGAUAUCGUGACCCGUCCAUCCGAAACAAAUAAGAUAGCAUCACGCUGCUUCAGUUUUUGUCUAAAGCAAGCUUAUUUGAAAUCUGAAAGUAAUGUCGAGUGAAAAUUGUAAUCUGCUUUCCCCUCUGGUUCACUCAAUGAAUUUGAGGAUUUCACAGGAUCAUUUGCAUGAAGAUUAUUCGGAGGUCGAAGCCGAGAAAGACUAUCUUCUUUCAACGGACAGGAGACAAACCUUCGCUGCCGAGCCGCUGGAAGUGGUGAACAUGGGUUUGCAGCAUUUGAGGACAGCCAGGGGGACAGCGACCCGUCGGCUCAGAACUGUGAAGAAAGCAUGGGGCACAUUCAAAGCGAAAGCGAAAAAACACACUGCAGUGCCACAACCUAAACUGAAACCCCAACAGCUCUGGAGUUUGUCUCUCACCAGUCCCCAAUCUCCCAGUGCCCGUGCCCUCAUGCUAAACUCGCCCCUCACCCCAGACCCCUAUGCCACACCCGGCAACAGCCGUAGGUACCGUCAGGCAUCCAGCUUAACCACACCAGAAACCCCUCUCACCCCCCUGAGAAGAUCAGCCCGUAUUGCCAGCCAGACUCCGACUCCUUGUAGAGACGGCAAGACAAGGAAAAGAACGGGUGGCAGAAGAACAACACCAAAAAGAAUCCAGCUCAAUGCCAGCCCUGGACAGAUCCUGCGUGAACUCAAUGCCAUGUGCUUACAGACAGGUCAAAGGUCAACAUCAUCAGUAUCUUCUGGAGUCAACGCUCUUAAAGCCAUGAGUGAAGGUUUAUCGCAGACCAUUACAAAACAAGACAGUUCUGGUACAUUAACCGAGAUUCCUGUUCAGAAGCCAGCAACUAAAGAUAAAUCAACCUGUGCCAUGGAUUCAAAAGAGAAUGAAUCAGAACCUAGCCGUGUCACCAGACUACGACGCAACAGAGGGGUAAUGGUAUCCCAGAAUACAACAGACGGACAGAUGCUCACAGAAAACUUUGCUUAGGGUUAGGGCUCACAUGAAUUAACAUCAAAAUCAAAUGGCUUUAUAAGAUAACAAUCCGUGGAAUCAGAUGGCUCUAAUUAACAUUUCUAUUAAAAGUAUUUCCCCCUAAGAUUUCUGUGCACACCAUAUAGUGAAUUAAUAAUUCUCUUGGGGAGACUAAAAGCACCCUUAAUCGCCAAAUUGAGGUUUUGAAAAUAUUGUUUUGAGUGAUACAAAUACUUCAAAUAUCUUUUUGCCAGUAGGCGCAAGGUUUUCUGGAAACCACAAAACCAAGGCCUACUUUUAUGAAACUAGUUAUCAGUACUAAAUACUAGUAUUAGAAUUUUAUAGCAAAUUCACUCUCAUCCAAUCAAACUGCACUAUUUUAUUAAUUUGUAACUUGCCAUCCAUAACAGGUUUUAUGAAAUGGAGCCAAGUUUCAAAGUUUAGCAUCAUAUUUCUGCUCAUUGGAUUCUAUGUUUGCAUAUUUUCAACAGCAAAAAAAAAGAAAGAAAGUGAUGUAGUGCUGAUAACUUGUGCUGCUGCUUUUAAUAGUAUUUCACAAAUUACUUCGCUCUCUAAUUCGCUUGUAAUUUUCAGCAAUUGCACUGAAAAUGAAAAAUAUUCAUACUUCCAUAUGCAAAUUUAGAGAGAGGUACUUUAGGGGAUUUCGUUUUAUUCAACAUUUCACCAAGAGAUUUGAUUUGCCAGUAUCUUGAUUAUCAUUUUGGUUUGAAUUGAAGUGGAAAACAAUGAUUGGUAAUGAAGUGCAUUGUUAUUUUCAGGAUCAUUUCAAUCAUAAGUCUGGUCAUUUUUAUUGCUGUGAAAUCUGCACACCAAAUGAAAAUCAGUUUUCUCAUUACACCUUGAACAAUUGGAAAUUUGAUGAGGAUUUCAGAAAAAUAUCUUUGUCCAUGUUUAGGUGCUCAUACUAUUACCUUGCAAUAUGCCAUUUUUCUAUUCACCUUUGACUCCAUCUUGCAACCUUUUGUAUGUUACACUUUUUUAUAAUUUGCCUUAGUGGCAACCCUUUUAUAAAGGCUUAAUUUUCAAUUUCCCUGAAUAUUGUUUUGUAUAUGACUAUGUGAUAAUAUACUAUAUGUAAGACUGUCCACAAUGAUCGCAUGCUUUGGAUUAGGUGUAUGCAGGUCACUAUUUGCCUAUAAGAUAUCCGUUUGAGUUUUUUCCAAAUUUGUAGCUUUGCUUGAACUGUGACUCAGUUGUUCACAAUUUUUAAAAACAAUAGAACUUUAAUAGCAUGGUCCUUAGGACAACAAAAUUACCUUUGAAUAACAGGUAGUGUGUUGUAUCAGGUUCCAUGUACAGAGCAGAAAUGUUGAAUUUCACCAACCAAACAGAUAUGAGGUUUAACAGUGGAGAGCAACAUACCCCUUGCUCUGCUCAGGUUAGUACAUUCUACAGAUGCAAAACAAGCCACCGGUUUCUUUUAUACAAUAGCUCUGAAAAAUAAAAGAAUCAAUUAUAGACAAUUUUGUUAAGGUUUCUUUAACUCUCCUUUCAAUAUCUGUUGUAUGCAGAUAUAUUUAAGAAACUUUAAAAUGUAUAUUUUAUCCCUUUUUUUUACUCAAAAAGUAUCAUUCAAUUGGACCUGUAUGGAAUUCAGAAGUGCCUUUGGUGGCCGAGCGUGUUGGUAAUACAUGCAAUGUACAAAAGAGUGAUACACUUACGUAUUACUGACUCUUCUGUACGUUGCAUUUGUGAUGUCGGGAGAAUAAUCGUUGGAAAACAGCUAUGAUUACUUUGCCAUUAUGGCAACUACAUGUAUCAUGGUAUUAUCAGGCUUAUCAGCCAAUCACAAUCAAGGUUUCCAUGGUAGUUACAAUAAUGACAAAAUUACCAUAGUAAGUCUUUAUGAAACAACCCUGAUAUCUUCAUGCUGAGUUUCCUAUAUCAAAAAGUAGAAAUGAUACCACUACCAGGUACAUAAAAUAUGGUCUUUAUACUAUAUUGUUUUUAAAUCCAUUUACAAAACAUUUUGUAUGCUAUAACUAAUAGAAUUUGUCUUACUUAAUAGACAACAUUCCCUGUCUAUUUGUGGUUAUAACUUGAUAUAUGAAAAUAUAAUAUUUCUUAUUAUUAUUUAGAUGUAGGGUUUUAGAGGCGCAGAUAUUUUUUGACGUCUUGCGAGGUUGUUUCAAGGAGACAAAAAUAUUAAAACUGAUUUUUAACGUGCAUGCCUAUGAAAACCAUCCAAUAUUGAAAAUAUUGGACAAAAUGAAUAUUUUGCCCCGCCCACAAGAUAAUCAUUGGUUAAUACAUUAUUGUGCGCAUGAAGCUUGCAUUGCGCAUUAGUUGCCAGGAGGUGUGGUAAAUUAGGACCGUCAAUUUAUUGAAUUCAAAUGCGCUUGCACUAUACGCUAUAAAGCGCAUCUUUACUUUAUUACAGAGAUUUCUUUUUUCUUUUGAUAUGACAAUACUCAGGCGCCAUGCUCAUGAUUUACAGGAUUGCCAUAAAUGAUGGUUACUAAAAACAUUUUUUUUUUUUGCUUCAUUAUUUUAUUCUUAGCUUUGUGGGGGUAUCUAAGUAAUAAUAAUAAUAUUGGAUGACCAAUUUUUCGUUGGAUGCGUAGAAAUAUUGUUACUCGCUGAAGAACAAUAUUGGAUUCGUCUUCGACUCAUCCAAUAUUGUUCUUCAGCCCGUACAAUAUUUCUUCGCAUCCUACCCAAGGCCAUACAAUAUUCCCUAAAUAUGACCUCUUGUAUUUAUGCGUGUACUUUAUGUUAAUCUCACUUUAUUACUGCACAGGCUUCGACUACUAUAGUUACUGUUAUAAUCUAUAUUGUUGAUUCUUGUUUUGAUUAACCAUGUUAACAAUUUUGUCAUGUAUUCAUCAUUUAUCAAUAGUACUUAUAAUGCAUUAGGAAUCUGUAUCGUGCAACUUAAUAUACUUGGUGUGCUUAUUUAUCAUGUAUAAUCAAUUAAUACUUUAUGACUAAUCAAUAUUGGUGUAUUUAUAAAGAACUUGUACUAAAGUGUACUUUAAUUUACAUGGUAUUAGUUUAUAUCUUUUUACAGGCUGCAUACUGUAUUCAUUUAUUCUUUUAUUAUUAUUUUUUGUAUAUUGUGUAUAUCUCAUGUAAUUUACAUUUCCUAAUGUUGUUUUUACCAGUUCCCUCAUUACAAAUGGUUGGUGACUGUAUAUGAAAUGAUGGUUUUAUGAAUUGUAUUAUUUAGCAUUGUCCUUCUUUUUUUAGUGAAUACACAUAAAUCUAAAUACUGAGUACUGUUUCUUGAUAUUUUGCCAGGAUUUCCAGAAAGUUAUUCAGAUGAUAAUAAUUUUAAAGUUAAUAAACUUUACAUUUAAAGUUUGUAGAAUUAUUUUAUUGACAAAUGUCAUAGCUCUUUUCACUAAUAUUGAAUUUACUUUGGGCUUUUAAGAUGUACAUAGUUUGUAUAAGAAUUGGUUGAACGUAAGAACUUUAUAGAAAUAGGGGGUAUGAAGUGCAUUAUUUUAUUUAUUUGAAUAGUAGAAUUUAUGAACAAAACUAAAUGUUGGCUUUUUAACUUUUUUAUGUCAAAAAAUAUGUUUGAACUGUAUAAAUUGGUAUACACAACGUAAAUUGUUUUAAAGAAAAUUAUUACAAAGGAGCUUUGAUUUUGCAUUGUUUUUAUAUUGUUAAACACUCUUUGGCAGAUUUGUUAAGUUUCAAGAGUUGUUGUUGGGUUUUUUUUUCUCUUUCUUUCUUUUGAAAAGUGGGAUAUCAUAGAGAACAAGCACUCAAUUAUUCAUUCAAGACAACAUUGUGGAUCACUCCAAUGUAAAAUGUUGGAGGUUAAUAAGACCAAAAGCUUGAGUCACUGUACAAUGGAUGUUCCACUCAACUACAUUGGCUACACUCACUGGUAAAAUGUCAGAUAAUGUUAUAUAAAUCCCCAGAAACAAUGGUUAAUGAGUUGUAUUGUAGUAAUAACAUAAUAUUAAUUGGAAAUAAUGGAUUUUUUUUUCACAAGGUAAGUGGGUUAGAAAUGUUUAUUUUAGUAUCAACUCUUUUCCAAAUAAUUUUGAUCAUGUAUUGGCAUCAUAGCUUUCAUUGUAUUAGUUGAAAAAAUCUCCUUGAAGAAUGUAUAUGUAUACUUGCCAUGUUACUUUGAAUUAAACUGCUUGUUUAUACUUAUAA